Molecule: messenger RNA, 2321 nt
Organism: Cloeon dipterum
Lineage: Eukaryota; Metazoa; Arthropoda; Insecta; Ephemeroptera; Baetidae
Product: protein croquemort-like
Exons: 10
Coding region: 40-1548 (502 amino acids)
Cellular component (GO): membrane; cytoplasm
Molecular function (GO): scavenger receptor activity
Source: RefSeq, a predicted model, not a curated record
GAUCGCUCUGACGCAGUUUUCCUGGUUUGAUUUCAGUGGAUGAUGAAGAAUGCUUUGGGCCAUUACUGCCUGCUUUGCAUUGGCAUCGUAGUCGCCAUCCUCGGUGUCCUUGCCAUCACCUGCACAUCUGGUUUUUUUAACUUCAUUCUCAAAUCGGAAUUGCAUCUGUCAGAAAGCUCGCAAAGUUACCAAGUAUGGAAGGACACACCAGUGCCGAUGUACAUUCAGUUCUAUUUCUUCAAUUGGACGAACGAAGGAGAGCUAGAAAACGCAAACUCGAAGCCUACGUUCGAACAAAAGGGACCAUACAGAUUUAACGAGUUUCACGAGAAAGUUAACGUAACUUUUCACGACAACAACACAGUGUCUUUUAAACAAGUCCGUCGAUGGCACUUUGACCCUGAAAACUCCAAUGGCACCCUUGACGAUACAAUCACAACCCUCAACUUGCCUCCAUUGACGGCGGCAUUUGUGGCCCGCGACUGGAGCAUCUUCAUGCAAGGUCCGUUGUCGUUGGUGAUCUCGCAGACAAGCAAACGAUAUGUGACCAAGAAGGUGCGCGAGUACUUGUUCGAGGGCUAUGAUGACAGUCUCAUCUCGCUGGCCGACAAGCUGCCUGCGCUCGCAAAUAUUGAUAUUCCAUUUGACAAAUUUGGCUGGUUCUACAAGAGAAACAAUUCAGACGAGUAUGACGGAUUUUUUAACAUGGACACUGGAGCCGACGAUAUCAACAAGGUGGGGCGUCUGCGAAAUUGGAACUUCGCCAACAGGACCAAAUUUUUUCCAUCAAGCUGUAGCAUGGUGAACGGAUCUGCCGGCGAACUUUGGCCUCCGGGACAAACCAAAACCAAUAUCACAAUGUUCUCACCGGACAUCUGCAGAUCUCUGACAUUUGACUUCACGGAGGAGGUAGACGUGCACGGCGUGACGGGCUAUCGCUACUCGGGCGGGCGCAACAUCGUGGACAACGGCACGAUAAACGCGGACAACUGGUGCUUCUGCAACGGCGAGUGUUUGCCAGUCGGCGUAGUGAACGCGUCGAGUUGCCGCUACGGCGCGCCUGCCUUCGUUUCCUACCCGCACUACUACAUGGCUGACCCUUACUACGCCUCCCUGGUCGAAGGCAUGCGACCUGACAAGGAGAAGCACCAAUUUUAUGUCACUCUUGAGCCAACGACUGGAAUUCCUCUUGAUGUAGCUGCUAGAUUCCAGAUUAAUAUUUUACUUCAGCCUAGCAGACACAUAAGCAAUUACAAGAGAGUGCCAAAGGUGUUUUUCCCGAUUAUCUGGUUCGAGCAGAGGGCGACAAUGCCCCCUGAGAUGGCUUCUUCCUUACUUGCCCUCCUGGCAUUACCUGACAACGGCGCAGUCCUUGGCCUGACCAUGGCUGGACUUGGCGUAGCAGCCGCGGUGAUUGCCAUUUCUUGCCUCAUCAGAAUCAAAGUAGCCCAAGACUCGCAGAAAAGUAGCAUUCAGCUCAACUCCGAAUCGGGAUUUCCUCUGAUGAAGAAGCCCGUCAAUGGACACAAAAUGCCUGACGUAGCAUGACGCGAGGCCAAAGGCGGCUGCGGUUCAACGCAGAGGACUGUCUACUACUCCAAUGUUUGAUUUUCUUCUCUCUGCUCUACAACAGGACCAAAGCUGCCAAUGAGUCAGUUUCCCGAAUAUGAAUGGUAUGACUCUUUGGAAGAAAAAGCUGAUUUUCGAAAUGUGAUAUUGAUUAUGCUGAACAAUGAAAUAAGAGCAGACUGAUCAACAGUUUCGGCGAAUUUCUAGUGCAUAUUGAAAUUGUAGUUUAAAUCCUUAACCAAUCAUUUAUCAAAAGCACAUAUGUUUUUGUUAGUAAAUCGUCUUUUAAUGUGAUUCAAGAAUAGUCUUUUUAUUAUUAAAUAUAUUAAAUGUUUGUACGAUUUUGGAAAGAAAACACUAUGUUUUAUUUAUAAAAUACAAGGCGUUUUAUUGGAAAUUACAAAAAUGUCUUCUUGCAUGCAAAAUGGCAUGAAUUACAGUUUCAUAGUUGUUAAUGUUGCGCAGAUUGAACUUAAUUCUAUGUUCUGCAGGUUGAAAACUUAAGUUUAAAAUUUUUUAUUGCAAGUCCAUUUAUACAAAACGGAAUCAGGGUUUCACUCAUUGGAUGGCAACAUUAAGUUUUUAAAGUCCAAGAAAGUGCCAGGAUUUUAACUUUCUGAAGGUUUUUGACCUAAUUCUAACCCUCUGCAAAGGAGUAAUUUUUGUUUAAUCAAAAAUCUGUGACAACCUCUGAUGAAAAUGCACCUUUACAAUUUAUGUCAGAUAAUUGCUCUAGUGAGAUUCCCCAAAAA